AUGGAAGGCGAAGAAACUGGAAGGAAACCUCCCACCAUGAGGGACGAGAGGAUUCACCUUGUCCUAGCUGACAAGUUCCGAAGGUCGAACACCAGCACCGCCGUCAUGUACAACAGUUUCGUCCCCUGGGAAAUCUUGAUACCCGAUCCGAUACCUUGCGAGUUGAAGGAGAGGGAAGUGACGCGGGCGAUGAAAGAGGAGGGGCUACAGUCAGCCUUCAAGGAGUGGUGGGCCUGGAUCCCUCGCAAGAUGGCGAGCGCAGAUCAGAGAUCGUCGGAGGACCUGACAGUCGACAUGCCAGCGUUCGUCUGGUUCAAUGCGCUCCUGUACCAGCUACUGGUGGAGGAGGCCUCCUUGGAAGAUCACAGGACCGCCUUCACUGCCGCCAUGAGCGACUGGAGGAAUUUUGUUGCGAUGAAGCAAGCGAGGGUGUUGAGACGUCUGGCCGUAGAGAAAGUUGAGAUGACUUUCCAAGAGUUUUUCAUCUCGCACCUGGCGAGGAAGACGAUAGAGGAAGCGCUGGCAAGAGAGGAGGACGUGAAAUACCAGGAGGAGCGGAGGAGGAGGAGGAAAGAGCGUCAGAUUGUCAAGGCUCGCGAAAACUCCUGGCAACUGGCCGACUGGCCUGACUUGCUCAUUUCCCCUGAUAAACGAGCAGAUCUUGCUUGGAUCAGACGCGUGCAGGCAGUGGCAGAGGAUGAGGGAGCAGGGAUGAAAAUCUCCAUCUCGCACAUUCAGCGGGUCAAGGACGCGCACUCGGCAGGCGGGGAGGAGGCAGGAGAAACGCCAAAGGGGAUGGAAAGGAAGGUAUCUGCGAGCAAGGGGGAGAAGGACGAGGCUGGGGAGGAGGAGGAGGAGGGCAGGCGCGAGCUGCGAGGAAGACCGAGUUCGUCGCUCCUCCGGGGGAAGGACAAGUUCAAGACCAGCAAGUCCCGUGCGGCAGAGGACGAGCUGGGUAGGAGGGAGUCAGGAGGCCAAGAGAAGGAGAGCGACGAGCUCGUCAGGUGGGACUUGGGGAGCUGCACAGCCGAAAGUUUAACAAGAAACGUCGAGGAAAUGAUGGACUUCACCGAGUUCGUAACCUCGUAA
Molecule: messenger RNA, 1089 nt
Organism: Guillardia theta CCMP2712
Lineage: Eukaryota; Cryptophyceae; Pyrenomonadales; Geminigeraceae
Exons: 11
Coding region: 1-1089 (362 amino acids)
Source: RefSeq, a predicted model, not a curated record